Molecule: messenger RNA, 798 nt
Organism: Staurois parvus
Lineage: Eukaryota; Metazoa; Chordata; Amphibia; Anura; Ranidae
Source: the annotation of a GenBank genome assembly
AGAGACGCAACUGCUGCAGGCAAGUCACUGGUCCUUAAAAGAUCCCCUUUCCGGCAGAAUAAGAAGGCCUCAGAGUCUUUAACAAAAUCAUCUAUUCGGCAUGGACAGAAACCCAAGAGACAAGUUUGUAAAUUUGAAGAUGGUCAAGAUGUCCUAGCAAGAUGGUCAGAUGGAUUAUUUUAUCUUGGAACUAUCAAAAAGAUAGAUAACAUUCAGCAGAGCUGUUUUAUAUUAUUUGAAGACGGCUCUAAAUCGUGGGUACUUUGGAAGGACAUUCAAACGGGAGCCUCUGACAGUGGGGAAAUGGUUUGUUCAAUAUGUCAGGAGGAGUAUUCUGAAGCACCAAAUGAGAUAGUUAUUUGUGACAAGUGUGGCCAAGGAUAUCACCAGCUGUGCCACACACCAAAGAUUGACUCCACUGUGAUUGAUAGUGAUGAGAAAUGGUUAUGCCGGCAGUGUGUAUUUGCAACUACUACAAAGAGGGGAGGAGCAUUGAAAAAAGGACCCAAUGCUAAAGCCCUGCAGGUCAUGAAGCAGUCUCUGCCAUACAAUUUGGACGAGUUAGAAUGGGAUGUAGGUCACAAGACAAAUGUUCAGCAAUGUUACUGCUACUGUGGAGGCCCAGGAGAAUGGUACUUAAAGAUGCUUCAGUGCUGCAAAUGCAAGCAGUGGUUUCAUGAGGCCUGUGUGCAAUGCUUGCAGAAACCUAUGCUUUUUGGUGACAGAUUUUAUACAUUUAUUUGUUCUGUCUGCAAUUCUGGACCGGAAUACCUCAAACGUCUAUCUUUACGCUGGUAA